Gigantopelta aegis is the source of this 2487-nucleotide messenger RNA. RefSeq names its product atrial natriuretic peptide receptor 1-like. Gene Ontology annotation, biological process: intracellular signal transduction; cGMP biosynthetic process; protein phosphorylation. The transcript has 19 exons. Gene Ontology annotation, molecular function: protein kinase activity; guanylate cyclase activity; ATP binding. The record is from RefSeq and is a predicted model, not a curated record. NCBI's taxonomy places the organism in Eukaryota, Metazoa, Mollusca, Gastropoda, Neomphalida, Peltospiridae. Bases 1 to 2487 code for a protein of 828 amino acids.
AUGCAUUUGCCCGUGCUCGCUGGCUCUAUAACUGCUGCAGUUGCUUCAUUUGGUAUUCUGAUUGGAGUUGGUUACCUUCUUUGGAGACGGAAAUUGGCACAAGUUCGUUUGGAGAGAGAAGACUGGAGAAUAAACAAAGACGAUUUAAUUGCCCUGGCUGUUCACAAGUCUCUACACAGUAUAAAGACAAAUUUGAGCCGCAGUGCCUCGGUAUGUUCGUCGAGUGUCCGUUUGAGCCCUGACGUGAGGCAGAUCAAAUCUCGGCAGUCAGACGACAGGACCGUGUGUCACGCCAGCUUCUCGGAGCAGACGACACUCGCCCUGUACGACAACCAGAAAGUGGUCCUCAAGGCCGUGGCCAGACACAACAUACCGAUAACCAAGGAAGUCGUCAUAGAAAUCAACGCUAUUCGACAGCUACUCCAUCCGAACGUCAACACUCUGAUUGGCGCAUUCGUGGAACCCGACAACAACGGCUUGGUGUGGCACUACUGUUCGAGAGGAAGUCUUCGGGACGUUUUACUUGACGAGGACAUCAAUCUAGACUGGAUCUUCAAAAUCUCAUUCGCAACUGAUAUAGCACGGGCCAUGAUCUACAUACACAAUUCCCUAGUGGAGGUUCACGGUCGGUUGAAAUCUUCCAAUGUGUUGGUCGGCAGUCACUGGGACUGUAAAGUCGGAGACAUGGCGAUGCCCUACUUCAGAAAAGAUGAAGUGGAACCCGAGCAGACGCAGUCCAAAUAUUUCAAGUACCUAUGGACCGCGCCCGAAUUACUCCGAAAGGAAGCCCCAAACCGGAAGGGAACUAGAAAAGGAGAUGUGUAUUCCUUCGCCAUUGUUGUUCAAGAAAUCCUUACGCGCUCAUUACCAUAUGGACAUAUUUUGCAGGAACGUGGGGAUAGCAGGACAAUAGAACAAAUUCUUGGAAGGAUCAAUAAUGCUGAAAUACCACUAUUUCGACCGCACGUGCAACAAACGACCAAGGAGGAGGGGCUUCUGGCUGACGUCAUGCGACAGUGUUGGGAUGAACUUCCAAAUAAUAGACCUACAUUUCAGCACGUUCUUCAGUUAUUGACAAAACUCAAUAAAGGGAGAAAAACAAACAUCAUAGAUCAGAUGAUCCACAGAAUAACGAAAUAUUCUGAACAUCUUGAGACUAUGAUACAAGAGAGAACACUGUUAUUAAACGAAGAAAAGAAGAAAAUGGACCAAAUAUUGUCCAAGAUGUUGCCACGCGCUGUUAUUGAAGAUCUAAAACUUGGGAAAUCAGUAGAGCCGGAGUCUUUUCUGUCGGUGACGGUUUUCUUCUCUGAUGUGGUUGGUUUCACACAGAUGGCAGCAGAAAGUACUCCGUAUGAGGUUGUGAAUUUUCUGAACAGCUUGUACACCAUGUUUGAUUAUGUGAUCGACCAUUUUGAUGUUUAUAAGGUGGAGACUAUUGGAGAUGCGUAUAUGGUGGUGAGCGGUCUUCCCAUUCGAAAUGGCAUCAAUCACGCCGGGGAGAUAGCUUCUGUAUCGUUACAGCUGCUGAGCUGUGUGGACAAAUUCAAGAUUGCGCACAAGCCCCACCUAAAGCUGAAACUCAGAAUAGGAAUCCACAGCGGUCCAGUGGUGGCCGGUGUCGUAGGACAGACGAUGCCGCGUUACUGUUUGUUUGGAGACACCGUCAACUACGCCUCCAGGAUGGAGUCUUCCGGAGAAGCCCUGCGGAUCCACGUCAGUUCUGAAUGUAAGCUGCUUCUGGACGAGCUGGGAGGGUACCACCUCAAGAAGAGGGGAGAAAUUUCACUCAAGGGAAAAGGCAAAGUUGUAACAUACUAUCUGGUGGGCAAAGAAGGCUUCGUUGAUUACAUGUUUCUUGGAGUUUCCUGGAUCCUACUCCUGUCAUUCCCCUGUGUGUCACCCUACACAUUCACCAUGGCUAUCAUAGUCCCUCUGAGCGGACCCAAGAGAAUGAGCAUGACAGACGUGGAGGCAGCAGUCAACAUCACCAUUGACAGAUUGUCCAGAGAUCCUUCCCUCUCAGCCCUAUUGCUUGCUGGACAUGACUUUGACUACAUCGUGAGAGACUCGAGGUGUAACCGAGGUGACGGACUGUACGAGUUUACCGAGAUGGUAACCCAUCAAAUGAAGGCAGGAUCGCACAAAAUACAUGUCGUCAUAGGUCCAUCUUGUGAUGACGUCUGUGAAUCGGUUGGGUUGCUAGCUAGUCGGUGGCAUCUUCCCGUUAUCAGUUUCGGGUGCUGGAGCGAUAAUUUAUCAAAUCGGGACGAAUUCGCAACGCUUCUCAGAACGACAGGAAGUUUCGGUGAGAUCGGUUUCUUCGUGAGGAAUAUCAUGAAAUUCUUCAGCUGGGAACGCGUAACCUUGGUAACGGGGCCACAGUCAGCGUGGCUCUCAGCAGUGGUCAACAUAUCGAUGAUUAAACUUGGUGAAAAACAGUUUGUGUUGUUACGUGUAACUGUCAAUAUAAGGAAUGCCGUCUGA